CCUCCCCCUCUGCCAUUUCCAGAGCUCGUGAGAAAGAGCGACUGAGCGAGGAGGAAGACGAGAUACUCCUGCUGCUACCUAGCUGCAAAAGUGAAAGAGGAGGGAAAGAGAAAGGUGAGGGCGGUGGGGGUGGCCGCUUAUUUCUUUCUUGCUCACGAGUUGGACGCGGGCUUGCAUUCCUGAGAUGAGAUGGGGAAGUUUCUAGCGGUUUCCGGGGAGCUGUGAUCUUGGACGAGGGAGUUCGGGGUGCAAGAACGUGAUGCGGAUGCGUGAAACGGAGUAGAUUUGUCAUGUUCUGUGUGCGUUCUUGAUCGAUCGAUCCCCGGUUUCAGGCGGUUGGCAGGCUGUUCCGGCCGGCGAUGCUGCGGAGGAUGGUGUCGGACCAGGGCCCGGGCUCCGGCGCCGGAGCAGGAGACGCGGCCAGGCCCCGCGGCACCGGCGGCGCGCUGUUCGCCGUGCCGCGCCUCUUCGUCGGGCUCGCCGCCGCCAAGCGCUCCCCGGACGGCGCCGGCGAGUCGGAGCGGAGCCCGACGUCGCCGCUCGACCCCAAGGCGCUGCUGCUCCGGUCCCCGCGCUCGCCGCGGACCUGGGACUCCGAGCCGGUGGGGCUCGGCCUCGUGGUGGACGUCGCCCUCUCCGGCACCGGCACAGGCGACGCCGCCAGCGCCAUCCCCACGACCUGCGUGCUCAGCCCGCGCCUGCGCCUCAAGUCCACGCCGAAGGGAUGCGGCGGGGGCGGCCACUCGCAGCCGGAGCUCGGCAAGACGGUCUCCUGCCCGGCCUCCGCCACGGCCGGCAUGUCCGUGCCCUGCAGCAGGUUCUUCCACGGCGGGGAUCUGAAGUCUGGUCCGGAGGCCACGCGGUCCGAUGCAGCUGGUGCCCACUCCGGCGCCAAGCGGCAUUGCUUCCACCUCGGCGAGUUCCCGGGGGCGGGGUCCCUGCCUACCUCUAUCACCGCCGGCGGCCGCCGCCGGUUCGUCGGCUCGGUCUCGGCCAGCGAGGUGGAGCAGUCGGAGGACUACACCUGCAUCAUCGCCCGCGGCCCCAACCCCAAGACCACCCACAUCUUUGGGGACUGCAUCCUCGAGCCACAGGAUGUUGCCAAGAGCGGCGUGGCCGCCGUGGAAAUGAUGGACGGAGCUGCCAAGUCCUACCUGGUGGUCAAGUGCGCCACCGAGACCGCCGCCGAUGCCGGCGAGGACUUCCUGAGCUCCUGCUUCACUUGCAAGAAGAAGCUGGAGGGCAGCGACAUUUACAUCUACCGCGGCGAGAAGGCAUUCUGCAGCGCCGAGUGCCGUGACAAGGAGAUCCUGAUCGAGGAGGAGGCCGAGAACAACAUGAGCAUGGGCUCCCCUCGCUCGUCCUGCUCGUCCCUGCACGAGGACAUCUUCAUGGCCGGGAUGAUCGUGGCGACAUGACCCGCCGCGACGAUGGCCCGACCGAGAACGCACCGCCGUUUCCUCCUCGACAAGCAUGCACCCAAUUUUCCCCCUUGCCACUA
Lolium rigidum is the source of this 1501-nucleotide messenger RNA. RefSeq names its product FCS-Like Zinc finger 10-like. The transcript is spliced from 2 exons. Lineage: Eukaryota; Viridiplantae; Streptophyta; Magnoliopsida; Poales; Poaceae. The record is from RefSeq and is a predicted model, not a curated record. The coding region runs from base 360 to 1418 and encodes 352 amino acids.